Messenger RNA from Hyaloperonospora brassicae, 495 nucleotides. Lineage: Eukaryota; Oomycota; Peronosporomycetes; Peronosporales; Peronosporaceae. The record is from the annotation of a GenBank genome assembly.
AUGAACUGUGAUGCGUUUCCCAAGUUUCUAGCGGGGAACGAAACCUGCCCGUCUGAAGUAAACGAGCAGGUACAGCAGUAUACAACUCCCGCAUACUACAAUCAAAUGGCGCUGCAAGUCAAGCGAAACUACGUGCAUCGGAACUUCUACAUUGAGUGUGAAAAGAUGAACCUUGAGCGAGCGCAGGUUGCGCGUGUGGUGUACAGGCGUCUGACCGAGACAGAGUAUCUGGACUUGGUGAAUUUCAGGCGAUCGCGUUCGAAGCUGUCGCCGGAAGCAUCGAUCGAACAUUUGAGCAUCCAUAUAGACAUUGCUACUGUCGAGGACUUGAAGGUCGUGCAUCGUGAGCAGAAGCCUCGUCACGUGCAGCACCAAAAUGUUUAUCGGGUGGCAUUUGAGUCGCGAGUGACAGAGCAGGAUGAUGUGGACUGGCGGAUUGCGAAUAUGCACAUCAUUGAACAGCUGGUGCUACCGCGGUCUCCGACGUGUGGGUGA